UUUGCUUCUUCAUCUCUAUUUAUACCCCAUUCUCGCCGUUACUUUCAUCAUAAUUCCAUUCAUUUCUUGAAAAUCUUUGUUUCUUUCAACUCUCUCUGAUUUCUUGUUUCAGCGAUGGAAAAAGAAAAUCGGACUAAUGUUUUUGAUAAUCUUGAAACACCCCGCUCUAAUCUGUCUAUGAAUUUUUCUGUUAAUGAUCUCUCCGGUUCCAUUCGUGAUCUUUCUUUGAAUAUUUUCCCAGGAUCUUACUCUGAUGGAGCAAGUAAUAAUUCCUUGGGUUCUUUCUCUGAAUCAUCAUCAAGAACUCAAGAAGCCAGUCCUGAUAAUCAAGAAACUCGGUUGGAAAAUUCAAGAACCCUAAUGCCAACACCAUUGUAUCAGGAUAAUAACAUCUGGGCUCUCGAUCAAUCAACAAACAAUGGUCUAGGUAACGGUUCUAACUAUUGUUAUUUCUCGCAUAAUCAAGAACCCGGUCGUAACGAUAAUGGCGAGUUUUUGCUAGAAGGAGAGCAUCUGAUUCAGUAUGCUACGACUGUACAGGGUUCAAGAAACCUUCAGAAUUUAUUGGCAUCCACCGAACUCUAUUCAGUAACUGAAAUUCUUUAUUUUGCAAGUGAUAUGCUAAAUAGGGUUCUUGAUUUGGUUCAUGACUUGCCUGUAAUCUACUAUCUCAUGCUUCAUCAGCAAGGAUGUUAUGUCUGUUCCAAGCUGGUUGAUGCAUGCAAUCCCCAACAAUUGGAACUCAUUUUGUACACGAUUACCCGAAAUCCGAAUCUGUUUGUUGAAAUUUGCUGUAACAUUCAUGGUCAAAAGGUGAUCAAGAAGUUGACAAAGAUAGUAAAGAACACACCCUUGGUAUAUUAUCUGUUAGACACUCUAUAUAUGCAGUUUAAUCAGCUGAUGAUCAAUCAAGUCGGAUUAUAUGUUAUCAUCUCUUGCUUGGAUUGUCUUAAUGUUGAACAGAACACUUUCCUGUGCGGAGCUGUUAUUGAUAAUUGUCUUCUCCUGUCGACCAAUAGAAUCGGAUGUGUAUCUGUGAACAAUUUCAUUGACAGAAUCCAAGGUUCUCAAAGGCAUAUGCUGCUCCAACUGAUUGCCAACAACGCGGUUUUUCUUUCACAGGAUCCUUGGGGUAAUUUCGUUGUGCGGAAAGUUUUAGGACUUGAAAAUCCCAUUUACAGUGCAAUUACAGGGGCUACUUUAAGAGGUUACUAUGCGACGCUAUCUGUACAAAAAUGGGGAUGUCAUGUGGUCGAAAAAUGCUUGCUGUCGCAGGCUGUCGUGAUUUACGUAGUUGACGAUUUACUAAGGUGCAGCGCGAACCAACUGUUGCAAAUUGCGAGAGAUCGAUUUGGUAACUUUGUGAUCCAGAAAGCUUUGGUAGCUACUAAGAAAGGGAAUAGUGGUCUCCACCUGAUACUUUUGAAAAGGCUCGAACCAUCGCUCGGAGUUCUGCAGUAUGGAUAUGGGAAGAAUGUCUACAGUUUGAUCACCCGUGGAGUUCCAAUUAAUGAGAUUAUAUAGUUGGCUUUGCAUAUUAUUACUGUGCAGAUACUCUGUUCUUUCUUUUUUGGGUUAUUUUUAGAUGUGUAAAGUUUUAGUCAUAUGUUUGGUAGGUACUCUUCUGCAGUUUAGUUUUCAAAUGUA
Molecule: messenger RNA, 1647 nt
Organism: Mercurialis annua (annual mercury)
Lineage: Eukaryota; Viridiplantae; Streptophyta; Magnoliopsida; Malpighiales; Euphorbiaceae
Product: putative pumilio homolog 8, chloroplastic
Exons: 1
Coding region: 115-1524 (469 amino acids)
Biological process (GO): post-transcriptional regulation of gene expression
Cellular component (GO): cytoplasm
Molecular function (GO): mRNA binding
Source: RefSeq, a predicted model, not a curated record